AAACAAUUUAAAAAGCGAGUGGAGCGCGAUAAACAAUACUCCGUAUAAAUGCACACCUCCGCGUUCUAGGCAACCCGUGAAUGCAACGAUAUGAUCUAUCCCCAAUCCAAACGGUAAAACAAUGCAGUGGCAUUCAAAGUAAAAACACCCAAAUUCAAACCUUUGUCUAUAACUUCCUUUGUUUAUAAACUCGACAAAAUCUGAACAUUUUUCUGUAUUGGGCGUAUCAUUAUCUUCUCCAAUGGACUCCGCCACUCUUUGGUUCAUAUCCGUUUCCGUCCUCCUCCUUCUCCGCCCAUCUCCGGCAAUCUCUAAAACAACUUACAUCGUCCAUAUCAAAAACACCCAAAAGCCUGCUUCCUUCGAAACCCACCGCGAUUGGUUUUCCGCCCAUCUCCAAUCGGUUUCUUCAGGUCCCGACUCCCUGCUGUACACCUACACCACCGCUUAUCAUGGCUUCGCCGCCUCUUUGGAUCCGGAUGAGGCGGAGGCGCUCCGUAAAACGGAAGGUGUUGAAGGGGUUUACGAGGAUACGGUGUACAGUCUCCACACCACCCGUACGCCGGAGUUUCUCGGCUUGGAUGCUAUGUCCGGCGGGCUCUGGACGGGCCACGGCAUGCAGGAGCUCAACCGUGCCACCCAGGAUGUCAUCAUCGGAGUUCUCGAUACCGGUGUGUGGCCGGAAUCGAAGAGUUUUAAUGAUAUCGGUAUGCCCGCCGUUCCGGCCCGUUGGCGAGGGCGGUGCGAAUCCGGGUCGGACUUCAAUCCGAAGGUCCAUUGUAAUAAGAAGCUUAUCGGAGCCCGGUAUUUCGCCCGCGGCUUCCACAUGGCCUCCGAGAUGGGAUCCGCCAGAGAGGUGGAAUCUCCGCGUGACACCGAGGGUCACGGGACUCACACCGCCAGUACCGCCGCCGGGUCCCAAGUGUCAAACGCCAGCCUCUUUGGGUACGCCUCCGGGGUAGCCCGCGGGAUGGCCACCAACGCCCGCAUCGCCGCCUACAAGGUGUGCUGGACAUCCGGGUGCUUCGGGUCGGACAUCCUCGCCGGGAUGGAGCAAGCUAUUCUCGACGGCGUCGAUGUGCUCUCAAUGUCACUGGGCGGCGGCUCUGUCCCUUACUAUCGCGACACAAUUGCCAUUGGAGCUUUUUCCGCAAUGGAGAGAGGGAUUUUCGUCUCUUGCUCCGCAGGGAACAGUGGACCAGUGAAAUCGACGGUGGCGAACGUUGCUCCUUGGAUCAUGACCGUCGGCGCUGGAACAAUUGACAGGGACUUUCCGGCGUAUGCCACAUUGGGGAACGGGAAAAGGCUCACCGGAGUGUCCUUGUACAGCGGGAAAGGAUUGGGGAAACGGCCAAUCGGAUUGGUGUACAAUUCCGGCAACGAAACUGCCGGCAAUUUGUGCCAACGGGGAUCGCUUGAUCCAAAAUUGGUGAAAGGAAAAGUAGUUCUGUGCGAUAGAGGGUCGAACCCGAGGGUGGAGAAGGGCGAGGUGGUGAAGGAAGCCGGCGGGGUGGGUAUGAUUUUAGCAAACACGGAGGCGAGCGGGGAGGAGCUCGUGGCGGACAGCCACUUAUUGCCGGCGGUGGCGGUGGGAAAGCAUUCUGGAGACGCGAUAAGAGAGUAUGUAAAGGGGUCUAAGAAUCCCACGGCGGUGCUCAGCUUCGGUGGGACGGUUCUGAAUGUGAAACCGUCGCCGGUGGUGGCUGCUUUCAGCUCUAGAGGGCCGAACACGGUGACCCCGCAAAUACUAAAGCCUGAUGUGAUUGGGCCCGGAGUGAAUAUCUUGGCCUCGUGGUCAAUGGCCACCGGGCCCACUGGGCUCCUGCAAGACACUAGGAGGACUCCAUUCAACAUAUUAUCUGGAACGUCCAUGUCUUGUCCCCAUAUUAGUGGACUGGCAGCAUUACUAAAAGCGGCCCAUCCCAACUGGAGCCCAAGUGCAAUCAAAUCUGCACUCAUGACAACAGCAUACACUCGGGACAACACCAACUCUUCUCUACGGGUUGCCGAGGAUGGCAAGCUUUCAAGCCCAUGGGCUCAUGGAUCGGGACAUGUUGAUCCCCAAAAAGCCCUCUACCCUGGCCUCAUUUAUGACAUCCGUCCGGCCCAAUACGUCAUGUUCCUGUGCUCCUUGGACUAUGCCAAUGAGCACAUCCAAGCGAUUGUCAAGAGAGCAAACGUUACGUGCAACAAGAAAUUCAAGGAUCCUGGGCAGCUCAACUACCCAUCCUUCUCUGUGGUCUUUCCAGGGUCAAGAGUCGUCCGGUACACCCGGGAACUCACCAAUGUGGGGCCUGCAGGCUCCACGUAUGAAGUGUCCGUGGAAUCACCACCAUCGGUUUGGGUGACAGUGAAGCCGAAAAGGUUAGUGUUCAAGAAGGUAGGGGACAGGCUAAGGUACACAGUUACAUUUGUAUCCAGGAAGGGAGUGAAGGGUGUUAGAAACGAAUUUGGUUCCAUUUCUUGGAAUAAUAAUGCAGGGAAUCAAGUUAGGAGUCCAGUUUCUUUCUCUUGGGCCCAACUUUUAUAGUGUGAGACUAUAUUUAUCAUAGUAGUAGGGCGGGUUUAGGGCCUUUGAUCUUGUAACAAUGCAGGUCCAUUGUAUUACUUUCUAGAGUGUGGGUUUCAAGAGUAGAUUGCUUAUCUGGGAAAGGGACAAAUGAGUGGAGUUCUAUUAAGUUUGCUUCUAUAAACAAUUAAAUAUUUAUUCACAUUACAUUUGACCCACUAAAACAAAAACGCUCAAUAUAUUUUUCUAUUGAGCGUUUGAAAAAACUAC
Molecule: messenger RNA, 2779 nt
Organism: Cuscuta epithymum
Lineage: Eukaryota; Viridiplantae; Streptophyta; Magnoliopsida; Solanales; Convolvulaceae
Source: the annotation of a GenBank genome assembly